Molecule: messenger RNA, 879 nt
Organism: Lactuca saligna
Lineage: Eukaryota; Viridiplantae; Streptophyta; Magnoliopsida; Asterales; Asteraceae
Source: the annotation of a GenBank genome assembly
AUGGUUAGAAGUAAGGCAGGUAUAUUAAAUAGUCAUAUAUGUUUGUCUUUUAAACACCCGGAGUUAGGGUAUGUCAUGGAGCUUGGAGAUGAAACUGAUGUAUUUCAAUUGAGACAUGUAAUGUCUGAAUCAAAUAAUACGGUGCAUUUGUAUUUAAUGGUGGUUGGUGAAGAAGAUGGAGAACAAGCAGUGGUUAACAACCAGUUUAACCCAACAAAAACUAAUAGAGGUCGUAGAGAAAGCCAAUGUGAGGGAAACCGUUCAAAGGGAAGAGGAAAUGACAUUUUUGUAUCAGAUAAUGAUAUAGAACCAAAAGUGGGCAUGACUGAAUUACAAUGUGAAAAUUUGUUUGAGUUUGGAAAAGUUCCUGAAAUUGAUGAUCGAAGAUGUGAGGAAAAAUCAAACGAAGGGUGGUCGGAUGAUGAGUACACGCAACGAAAAACUACUUUUAAUCCAUGGUAUUGUAUUCCUUCUAUUCCUGAUUGUCCAGAACCUAUUCUUGAACCUAGACCAUUUCACAGUUUAGGUCCAAAUGAUAAGUUAAUUGUCAAACAAACCUAUAACACCAAAAAAGAGCUAGCAUUUGCUGUUAAAUUCAAAGACGUUAGAGAAAAGUUUCAAAUAAAGGUUGAAAAAUCUUCAAAAUCUCGGUACCAGGUUGUUUGUCUGACAAUGGUUACAUAUAGAGCACCCGCAAUUGCUGUAAGUAUUCAAAAUGUUUUUCCAAAUGCUCAACAUGGAUUGUGUGGUUUUCAUCUAAUAGGAAACAUAGUCCACACCUUUGGAAGAAACAAAAAAACAGCAAUUUUGUUUUGGAAGCCGGUAAGAGCUUACAAAACCACCGAGUUUGAAUUCUACUGGGGAUACUUCGUAAUAUAA